Thlaspi arvense is the source of this 1196-nucleotide messenger RNA. The record is from the annotation of a GenBank genome assembly. NCBI's taxonomy places the organism in Eukaryota, Viridiplantae, Streptophyta, Magnoliopsida, Brassicales, Brassicaceae.
GGACCAAUUAGAUUUGGUAAACAAGGAAUCUUAAAAGUGUGUGUAGGGGAGGAAAGAGAGAAAGAGAGAGAGGAGAGAGAGGGGGAAUGGGCAAAGGAAGAGCGCCAUGUUGUGACAAAACCAAAGUGAAGAGAGGACCAUGGAGCCAAGAAGAAGACUUGAAACUCAUCUCUUUCGUUCACAAGUAUGGUCAUGAGAAUUGGAGAUCUCUCCCAAAGCAAGCUGGGUUGUUGAGGUGUGGCAAGAGUUGUCGUCUUCGAUGGAUUAAUUACCUCAGACCUGAUGUUAAACGUGGCAAUUUCAGCGCAGAGGAAGAAGAAACCAUCAUUAAACUCCACCAGAGCUUUGGGAACAAGUGGUCGAAGAUUGCUUCUAAACUGCCUGGAAGAACAGACAACGAGAUCAAGAAUGUAUGGCACACCCAUCUCAAGAAAAGAUUGAGCUCGGACACUAACCUUAAUGCAGAUGAAGCGGCUAUAAAAGGUUCUUUGGAUGAAGAAGAAGAGACCUCUCAAGAGUCGUCUCGUAAUGCCUCAAUGUCUUUUGGUGGUUCCAACAAUUCAAGCAAAGAAGAUGAUACACAUAUAUGUCAGACGUUCGAGUAUUUUCAAGAUUAUAGCGAGUUUACGGGGAUAUUACAAGAGGUAGACAAACCAGAGCUGCUGGAGGUACCUUUUGAUUUAGAUCCUGACAUUUGGAGUUUCAUAGAUGGUUCAGACUCAUUCCAACAACCUGAGAACAGUUCGAAUUCAUGGGCUCCUAGAGAAUGUGAGGAAGAUGAAGUUGAGAAAUGGUUCAAGCACCUGGAAAGCGAACUCGGGUUAGUGGAAAACGAUAACCAACAACAACAGCAUAAUGAAGCCAAAGAAGAAUCAUCGUCAUCAUCACUCUUGGAGAGUUACGAGCUCCUGAUACAUUAAUGAAGCCAUAAGAAACUUAAACAACUGGUUUAUUCUUAUACAAUAGAGCUAAGUUCUUGGCAAUUUUAUUUUAGUAAAUGACAAGAUCAGGUGUAGUGAAGAAACGUAGAAAUGUAAACAGCAUGUAGAUAUUACAGAGCGUUAAGAUAUCGAGCCAAAAGAUUGCUUUGUAAGUGAAACCAAGUUAACAUGUUUUAAAAGGGUAAUAAUCUCUAUCACCUAACAACCAUCCAGAAACAGAGAAGACAAAGUAAUCAUAUCUCCAAUGUUAAAGGG